Molecule: messenger RNA, 1666 nt
Organism: Ziziphus jujuba (common jujube)
Lineage: Eukaryota; Viridiplantae; Streptophyta; Magnoliopsida; Rosales; Rhamnaceae
Product: probable calcium-binding protein CML17
Exons: 2
Coding region: 729-1220 (163 amino acids)
Molecular function (GO): calcium ion binding; enzyme regulator activity
Source: RefSeq, a predicted model, not a curated record
CUCUAUCUAACAUUUUUCUUUUCAUUUUAAAAAAUUGAAAACCCACCAAAACCAAAAGAAAAGAAAAAGAAGAAAAAAAAAUACCUUAUAAUUGAAAUCCAACCACUAUUACUUGUUUUAUGUCAUUUGCAGACAAAGAAGCACCACCAAGUUUCUAUCCAACUCUUUUUUUUAAUUCGAAAUUAGUUCUUGCUCUUAGUGGAAAGGAAAACUCGGAUCCGGUAUUUGGGUUCACCGCAUUUGAUCCGGAAGAUCCAUAGAAACAGGAGGAAGAACGAUAUUCAAGGAGAUCUUGGAUCUCUCAAAGUUCAUUCUCAAGACCCAGACUACAAUUUUACAGUUCAAGGAGAUCUUGGAUCUCUCAAAGUUCAUUCUCAAGACCCAGACUACAAUUUUACAGAUUCAUAGAUUCCUUUCAGAGAAACAAAAAAGAGAUUUCAAUUUAAAGGAAAAAGACAAAAGGGGGUUUGUUUUUCUUGGGUUUUGGGGCCAAACUCAGAAUUAUAUACACAAGAAGAUGAGAGCGUGGAAUAUCUUAACUAUUUUAAAAUGAAAAACAGAUUCUUAACCAGACCCGGAAUCUGUCCUUUUUCUCACUCGUUUUUUUAGGCUUUUUUGAUGUUUGUUUGAUGAGAUUUCUAUUCCAAGAAUAUUAGAAAACGUUUGUAGAAGUUAAAGAUCAGAUUUUGAGAGAAGUAGCAAGAAGAGCAAAAUCAACAUUUUUGGUCAUGAGCAACAAGCAGCCAGUGCAGCUAGAUGACGAGCAAAUAGCCGAGCUCCGGGAGAUAUUCCGGUCAUUCGACCGGAAUAAAGACGGCAGCCUAACGCAGCUGGAACUCGGGUCACUCCUCCGAGCACUUGGCUUAAAACCAAGUCCGGACCAGCUUGAGAAUUUGAUCCAAAAGGCUGAUACCAACAGCAAUGGUCUUGUGGAGUUCUCGGAAUUCAUAGGCCUUGUAGCUCCAGAGCUCCUCUCGGCCAAAUCUCCAUACACAGAGGACCAGCUGAAGCAGCUAUUCAGGAUGUUUGAUAGAGAUGGAAACGGGUUUAUAACAGCUGCCGAGUUGGCUCACUCCAUGGCCAAGCUUGGUCAUGCUCUUACAGCAGAGGAGUUGACAGGGAUGAUCAAGGAGGCUGAUACUGAUGGAGAUGGAAGAAUCAAUUACCAGGAGUUUGCAAAAGCUAUUACUUCUGCUGCUUUUGAUAAUUCAUGGGCUUGACAAGCUUAGGAAUUCAAUUUUUUAGAGGUUAGAUAAUUUUUCCACAAUGAUCCAGGAGCAGAUUCUUCAAUUCCAACAGAAAAAAAAAAAAAAAAAGGCCUACUGUGCUACAACUACAAAAGUGUUUUGAUUACUCAGGGCUUAAAUUUUUGUUUCAUGGGAUCACACUCCUGGUGAUGAAAAUGGCAAGGCUACUCUCUUUUCUUUUGAAAUUUGAGGCAGUAAAAUUGGAUGAAAGUAUUUGUUGACUUUUCCCUUUUGCUGGACCCUUGUUCUAGUGCUGGUUUUUUUUUUUUUUUUUUUUUUUUUUUUUACCAGACUCUAUAAGAGAUGCUUUAAUUUUACUAGGGUGUAAACUUCUUGUUUUUGUUGAUUUCCUUGGUCAGUUUUGGAAUGUUGCUUAUAUUGUAAAGUUAGGUUAAUAAAAAUCUACAUUUUGAUAGAUU